Molecule: messenger RNA, 1105 nt
Organism: Schistosoma guineensis
Lineage: Eukaryota; Metazoa; Platyhelminthes; Trematoda; Strigeidida; Schistosomatidae
Source: the annotation of a GenBank genome assembly
AUGAACGCUACGUUUGAGAGGCGACUUAGACAAGUCUCCGUAAAAAGACGACUAGGAAAGACUAAUACGUCAGCAGUCAACGGUCGAAACGAUCUCAGAAACAAGCUUAAUCUUACUGUACGGACACCUGAUGCACGGACGUUGCUUCGCAACCGUACUCGUCAACGUAACUCGACAUUUCGUGACGCUAGAAAUGUCUUGAGGUCGAGGAAUGUACCUCAUCCACGCCGAAACCCUCGAGUCCCGUUCUUCAUUCCCAUAAGAACGAUUAAAAAUGAACUUUUUGGAGGUCAAAUAAACAGUCUACGAAAUGCACGAAAACCACGUCCAGCAUCUCUUCGUCCAGGUAUUCCUGAUCUGCUGAGCUUACCGUUGCCUCUUCCUAAUCCUCUUGAUUUUCUUAAUAACCCUACACCCACUACUGGGUUAUUUGCUAACUUGUUACCGUUCAAUGAAGUUCCAGUGUCUGCUUCUUCAUCAGGACCUAAGAUUAGUCCAAUACAAGGUUUCCGUGUGGAAAUUCGUAACCUUCAGCCGUCCGUCACGCUAGAUGAUGUAUUCGAGCUAUUUAGCAGCGUUGGGAGUUUACGUCUGUGUACUGUUACACGUCCUGGCCAAGCAGAAGUAAUUUAUAAUCAUUCUUCAGAUGCGCUUGAAGCUAUUGAACGUUAUAAUGGUCGUGAACUAGAUGGCCGUCCAAUGCGUGUAAGCCUUACUACACCAGUUAGUGAUUUACCCAGUGAACGUGACACUUCUGCUCGCAUGGCCUCAAGACUCGGACCAAAUUAUGGAAGGAAACAAACUGAAACGCAGGCUAAACAAGUUAUUCGUGAGUCUCUGGACAAAUCAGGCAUUCCGGUCGAAGUAGACGCAGAUGUUGUUCGCAAAGCUUUGUUCAACGUUAGUUCAUCUGGUAGCGUUCAAUCUAGAAGACCAGUUGAUUUCAGCGUUAGUUUACGUUAAAAAGAUAUACCAGAAGUUAGGUGUUUUACAAUACGUUCUACUAACCGCUCAUUUCUCAGUCAUUAAUGUGUGUAUAACCAAAAAGUGUAUGUUACUUUGUUGAUUUGUUCAUUUAUCAAUAUAACACUGGAUUUUCGAUUCC